GCCCCAGGCCCCGGGACUUCCGCCGCCCCACCCCCCACAUCAUCGGGCGACAAGAAACAAAAUAUAGAUUAAAUUUAAAAACAAAAUGCAGCAACCGGGCAGCGGGCGGGGUGUCAACGCAGCUGGGUAGCAGGCUGUUUCUGUUUGUGUGGAGAAGAACAUUAAAAAGGACCAUUUGGCUUCUCCGACAUGCUCCGCCAUUCAAUAACAUCAUGGCUGAUCUAUUAUCUCGUUGCAAUUCACUCGCACUAAUCCCAUAAUCAACUAAGGUUGGAAUAGUUGUAUAUGUGGCAGAAAAAUUACACAUUUCCACUGUGAUCUGGAUGAAAAAGACAUUCAAUGCUUUUUGAAGGAAUGAAGCAAUGCAAUAUAUAUAGCAGGGAAUAUAACUUAAUCGAUCUACUCCCUGAACAAAUAAGAAGCAAGAAAAGUGAAUAAUAAAAAGAAAGAGGAAUGAAAAUGGGCCUCUAACAAUGCUUCGGCUACCAUGGGCAGUGUCACGCUACGCUAUUUCUGCUAUGGAUGCCUUUUCACAUCCGUGACCUGGACUCUUCUCCUUUUCAUCUACUUCAACUUGAGCAACGAAAGCUACACACUCAGAAAUGUGCCCUUCCAGGGGAGCCAGCAAGUACAGUGGAGAUUCAAGCCCCGAUUUACCAAAGGAUCCAAACAUCUGCUUGAAUCCCAACGCCAAGACAAAAUAGACAGCCCAUUCCUUAAACAUAUACCAAAAAAGUCAGAGAAAAAAUUAGAACACUUUUCAGAACUGGGUAUGAUUUUCAACGAAGUGGAUCAGGAGAUUCGGAAUGCUGGAUACCAGAAACAUGCCUUCAAUGUGCUCAUCAGUAAUCGUUUGGGAUACAAAAGAGAUAUUCCUGAUACCAGAGACCCAAAGUGUAAAGCAAAAAGCUACCCAGUGAAUUUGCCUUCUGCCAGCAUUAUUAUCUGUUUUUAUAACGAGGCUUUAUCAGCUCUACUGCGGACAGUACAUACUGUGCUGGAUCGUUCUCCUGCAAACUUGUUGCACGAAAUUAUACUUGUAGAUGACAACAGUGAUUUCAUUAAUCUGAAAGAUGAGCUCGAGAUCUACAUCUGGAAUAGUCUACCCAAAAAGGUGAAACUAGUGCGAAACUCUGAACGAGAGGGAUUGAUACGUGGCAGAAUGAUUGGUGCAUCCCAUGCAACAGGGGAUGUGCUGGUGUUUCUUGACAGUCACUGUGAGGUGAAUGAGUUGUGGCUGCAACCCCUGCUGACACCUGUGAUGCAGGAUCGCAAGACUGUGGUGUGUCCGGUGAUUGACAUCAUCAAUACUGACACAUUAAUCUACAGCUCUUCCCCAAUUGUGAGGGGAGGGUUUAACUGGGGUCUGCAUUUCAAGUGGGAUCCAGUGCCUGCCUCAAUGUUGAAUGGACCGGAGGGACCAACAGCACCAAUCAAGUCACCUACAAUGGCAGGAGGAUUAUUUGCAAUGGACAGGCAUUACUUCUAUGAACUUGGACAGUAUGACAGUGGCAUGGAUAUUUGGGGAGGAGAAAAUCUGGAAAUUUCAUUUAGGAUUUGGAUGUGCGGCGGCCGGCUAGAAAUAAUUCCAUGCUCCAGGGUAGGGCAUAUUUUCCGAAAACGCCGACCAUAUGGUUCGCCUAAAGGGCGGGAUACCAUGACACACAAUUCUCUUCGUCUGGCACAUGUCUGGAUGGAUGAGUAUAAGGAACAAUACUACGCCCUCCGGCCUGAGCUCAUAGCCCAGAGCUACGGUAACAUUAGUGAACGUAUUCAGUUGAGAAGGAGACUCGGUUGUAAAUCAUUCAAGUGGUACCUGGACAAUAUCUACCCAGAGAUGCAAGUUCUUGGACCAAAUGAAAAAGCCAGAGUGCAGCAGCCAGUAUUGGUUAAUAGAGCUCUGAAACGGCCAAAGGUUCUUCAGCAUGGAAGGAUAAGACAUCUACAGACAGCCAAAUGUAUAAGUGCUCAGAACCAUCCUAGCCAAAAAGGAGGAAUCGUGGUGGUCAAAGAAUGCAACCUAUCAGACCCAGAUCAGGUUUGGGUUUAUAAUGAAGAACAUGAACUAGUUCUUGCCAACCUUCUCUGCUUGGACAUGGCAGAGACUCACCAAUCAGAUUCUCCGCGUCUUAUGAAAUGUCAUGGGUCUGGGGGAUCCCAACAGUGGAUUUUGGGGAUAAAUAACCGCAUAUACCAAGUCUCAGCUGGGCAGUGCCUUCAGGUGGUAAACCCUGGCAGCAUUAAAGGAUACAUCGCCAUGGCAAUCUGUGAUGGCUCUGCUGCUCAGCAAUGGCAAAUGGAGAGCUGAUCGAAGAAGUGGGCCUUCAAAAGUGGUUUAUGGAGACGACUGAAUCACUGUUGAGAAAUAUCUCUCAGGAGCACGAAAAGCUGGAAAUACAUGUUGCAACACAAAGUCAGGAAAUCCCUGACAGGAUCUUCAUCUCAAAUGUUUCACUUUGCUGAUUAUAUUGAUUUAAAAUAAUAGUUUUACCACAAAAUAUUUUUCUAUUUUUUGCCUCAGAUUCUAUGGACAUCAUGAGAUGACUAAGUUUGAAAUGGUUUAAAAAAACUGUAUCAAGUUUUUAAUUAUUAUUUAUAAACAUCAGUCAUAUGAUUGUUCUAAAAUUGACAGGGUUGCAUCAGUUUUUAACAAGUGUCACAAACAAUUUACAAUAUAUAAUGUGAAUUACAUUUCCAUAGAGCCAUUUAAUUAAGAUUUUAUCAUGUAUGGUUAUAUGUAUGACACAUGCAUAAAUUGUAAUUAUAUUAUGCGUUAUUAAAAAUGAACUCUUUCAUCUAUUAUUACAUGGUGAAUCCAAUAAUAUUCUACACCUUGUGGUAGUUAAAAGGUUAAAGUGUUUAGUAUGGAUGGUCCUGAUACAGACAUCCAGAUUAAAAUCAUAAUCACCAACCUACCCUCUAUUCAAAGCCUUCUGGCCUAUUUGAAAUGAUAACUUGAAAGAAUCAAAGGAAUACUGUUGUAUGAAAUGGCUGGAGACAUUUUCAUUUCAUUGUUAUUAAAUGUGCUAUUGAAAGCAUACAAUAUUACCAAUUUGACAAGGGGGAUUGGAGGAGCUGCAUCAAAUUCUGAUUCAAAUCAAACCUAAUUCAGACUUACUUUCCCUCUCCCAGCUGAUCUGAGGAGGUCAAGUUCUGCACUGCCCUCCAGAAUGUAACAUUAAUUUACUAUUGAAACCUUAGUGUCACAAAUGCUUUCUCCAAGAAUGCUGUACCUCACCUCUUAACAAACUGCAGGAACGAAACUAAUCUACAGGAAUAAUGGGAAACUGUUCAAUCUGCAGCAUCUGUAUUCCAGAACCAAGCACACUUCAGUCUCUCAUCAGUGGUUGCAUCAACAGACAUUGAGAAGUCAAGUUCCAAUUCAUUGUGGACUUGUUCAUAGAGAAUGGACUUCAAACUCAACAUUCAGAAGGCAAAGGUCCUUGACCCUCAAGCUCCUAUUAGUACAACACAAACUUAUGAUUCAGUGUUCACAUGAAGACCCUUGAAAAUAUGAGCCACUUUCCAGAUCUCAGGAGCCUCCUCUCAGCAAAGGCAGAAUUUCAUUACUGCCAGCAGAGCCUUGGGCUGAUUCAAAAGAAUAUUUUAAGAUCAAGAUUUCCAAACAGGCACAAAGGUUCACAAUACGCUGCAUAAUAGUGAUCCCUGCUUUCUUAUAUGCUUAUGACCUUGAUUCCCCCUACCAAGGCAGAAAUUUUCAGCUACACCACCCUCUGCAAAAAGAAAUCUCUGCAUACCUUAGUUUAAGUGACAAGUGCUUUCGUGUCAUCUUGUUCAUGAUUCUACCACUAGUGAAACAUUCCAACAAAGAACCAUAAGAUAUAGGUGCAGAAUUAGGCCAUUUGGCCCAUUGAGUCUGCUCCACCAUUGCCCUCUCAGAUCCAAUUUCCUGCCUUCUCCCUGUAACGCUUCACUACUGACUAAUUAAGAACCCAUCAACCUCCAUCUUAAAUACACCCAAAUGACUUGGCCUCCACAGCUGCCUGUGACAACAAAUUCCACAGAUUCACCACUCCCUGGCUAAACAAAUCCCUCAUCUCCAUUCUAAAUGGAUGCCCCUGUAUUUUGAGGCUGUGCCUUCUAGUCUUACACUCCCACACCAAAGGAAACAUUCUGCCACAUCAUUCUCUAUCGAGGCCUUUCAACAUUCGAUAGGUUUCAGUUAGAUCUCUUUCAUUCUUCCGAAUUCCAUGAGUACGAGCCCAGAGCCACCUAUUGAUACUCACGUGAUAACCGUUUCAUUCCUGAAUCAUCCUCAUGAACCUCCACUGAAACCUCUCCAAUGUCAGCACAUCCUUUCUUAGAUAAGUGGCCCAAAACUGCUCAUAAUACUCCAAGUGAGACCUCACCAGUGCCCUUUUAAGCCUCAACAUUACAACCUUGCUUUUAUAUUCUAUUCCUCUCAAAAUGAAUGCUAACAUUUGCCUUCCUCAGCACCAACUCAACCUACAAAUUAACCUUUAGGGGAUUGUGCACGAGGUCUCUCCCAAGACCCUUUGCAUCACAGAUUUUUGAAUAUUCUCUCCAUUUAGAAAAUAGUCUAUGCUUUUAAUUCUUCUCCCAAAGUGCAUGACCGUACAUUUCCCGUUGCUGUAUUCCACCUGCCACUUCUUUGCCCAUUCUCCUUAUCUGUCCAAGUCCUUCUAUAGUCUCCUUGCUUCCUCAACACUACAUGCCCCUCCACCUACCUUUGUACCAUUUGCAAACUUGGCCACAAAAUCAUCAAUUCUGUCAUCCAAGUCACUGACACAUUAUGUUAAAAAAUGCGGUCCCAACACAGACACUAGUGGAACACCACUGGUCACCAGCAGCCAACUAGAAAAGGCUCCCUUAUUCCCACUCUUUGCCUCCUGCCAAACAGCCAAUGCUACUAUCUUUCCCGGAACACCACGGGCUCUUAACUUGUUAAGCAGCCUCGUGUGCAGCAUCUUGUCAAAGGCCUUAGGAAAAUCCAUGUGCACAACAUUCACAGAUUCUCUUUUGUCUAUCCUGCUCGUUAAUUCCAAUAGAUUUGUCAAACAAGAUUUUCUCUUAAGGAAAUCAUGUUGAUUAUGGCCUAUUUUAACAUGUGCUUCCAAGUACUACAAAACUACAUCCUUAACAAUCGACUCCAACAUCUUCCCAACGACAGAGAUCAGACUAACAGGCCUAUGAUUUCCUUUCUUCUGCCUCUCUCCCAUCUAGAAGAGUGGAGUGACAUUUCCAAUUUUCCAGCUCUCUGGAACUAUUCCAGAAGCUAAUCAUUCUUGAAAGAUUAUUUACUAAUAUCAUUGUAUUCGAAAGUGAUUGUAUUCUAAAAUAACUAUCUUGUAAUUAUCUACCUUCUGUCUUUCUUAUUUCUUGUACAAGAAGUCACGUUGGCUCAGAGGGAUUGCUUCAGAAGAAGUACACAUAACUACAAUAUUGUGGCUUUGAUGGAAACUUGGCUUAUAGGUAAUAACUGUAUGCCAUUAUUGAAGCCUCCUCAGCCAUACUCCCAAGUUCUGAAUGCAGUUCAUCAUUACCAUACCUUAUCCUGAUCAGCCUUGUCACUCCUCUGGCUGUCUGCACUGCUCAUGCACAUCUCAUUUCAUUCCCACACUCCCUUUUGUCUCUGAAAUCUUUGUGGUUUAACCCAGCCCACCCCACCCCC
Molecule: messenger RNA, 5653 nt
Organism: Mobula hypostoma (lesser devil ray)
Lineage: Eukaryota; Metazoa; Chordata; Chondrichthyes; Myliobatiformes; Myliobatidae
Gene: galnt11
Product: UDP-N-acetyl-alpha-D-galactosamine:polypeptide N-acetylgalactosaminyltransferase 11 (GalNAc-T11)
Exons: 16
Coding region: 488-2308 (606 amino acids)
Biological process (GO): protein O-linked glycosylation; regulation of Notch signaling pathway
Cellular component (GO): Golgi apparatus
Molecular function (GO): polypeptide N-acetylgalactosaminyltransferase activity; Notch binding
Source: RefSeq, a predicted model, not a curated record